Molecule: messenger RNA, 999 nt
Organism: Salvelinus namaycush (lake trout)
Lineage: Eukaryota; Metazoa; Chordata; Actinopteri; Salmoniformes; Salmonidae
Product: SLAM family member 9-like
Exons: 5
Coding region: 1-879 (292 amino acids)
Source: RefSeq, a predicted model, not a curated record
AUGGGCGCUGGGCAAGCCGGUUGGGGCGUGGAGCCCAACAAACCGACAGAGCGUGAGAGCCUGGUGAGCCGGCUGAGGCAUGGGAGCUUGGCGAUCCGGCUGAGGCAAGACGCCUGUCGAUCCUGCUGCAGCGAGGGAGGCGUGAUGCAGGGCAACCUGACGCCCUCGAGCGCCAGAGUGUCCAGCUCUGAGACCCCUGUGUUUGUGGAGAAGGGACAGGAUGUUCGUCUGGAUGUCCCGGGAUAUAUGACAGUUAAAGAGAACCUGAAAAGGUUGAAUAGUUUUAAGUGGAUGUUUAACACAUCAGACAAUGUAGUAACAUACAUCCAUGAAAUCGAGUCACAAAUCACCCCUAAAUACCAAGGCAGGGUUGAGUUUAGUGAGGGAAACUUCUCUCUACUACUGAAGAACCUACAGGAAGGAGACAGUGGACUUUAUGACGCAGGAGUGAGUGGUGAAAAAAACAAAGAUGUUGCCAAGUACCAGAUAUCAGUUCAAGAGAGAGUUGAGCCACCAGUCCUGACAGUGAACUCUGUCUCCUUCAUCAAUGCCAUCUGUAACGUGACAGUGACCUGCAGAGGCCAGAAAACCUCUGUCACCUCCAGCUGUAACAGCGGCACCUGCUCUCAGGUGGGAGGAGAGAGUAGAGGGGCUGAGACCUCCACUGUCCCCCUGCUCUCUGUCUAUGUGGCAGGGGGUUCCAUCAUCUGUAACCACAGCAACCAAGUCAGCUGGGCCAACGACACCAAGGAGAUCGAAACUAUUUGUGCAUCCAAAUCUAAGCGGGACGAAGCAGACCACAACUACGCUGUCACAGUCCGGAUACAAAGUCCUUUCAUCAUCAUCAUCUUUGUUGUAUGCGCCCUGAUUCGUUGGUGAAAGCUAAAUAAAGAAUCCAAGUAACAGUCUCCAGGUCCAGCAUCACAGGUCUCCAGGUCCAGCAUCACCCACCAUCUACAGUGAGAUGGGACAUCCCCACACCCAGCCUGGUAACCACCC